Messenger RNA from Trichoderma asperellum CBS 433.97, 1531 nucleotides. RefSeq lists its product as uncharacterized. Gene Ontology annotation, biological process: peptidyl-lysine monomethylation. Gene Ontology annotation, molecular function: protein binding; protein-lysine N-methyltransferase activity. Lineage: Eukaryota; Fungi; Ascomycota; Sordariomycetes; Hypocreales; Hypocreaceae. The record is from RefSeq and is a predicted model, not a curated record.
UGCCAGAAUUGUAAAACAAGCGGCGGAAUGGAGUUUGAGAAAAACACUAAGAUUAUCCGGUUAACCGGAAAUACGUCAACUGCGCACCAAAACACCGGGAUCCCGUGAUGAAGCCUUAACAACUGGGGGUUAAAGGGGGGCUCUUGUCGCUGCACCGCCGUGUCAUCUCGUUACGGGCAGAUGAUCCCUUUUUUUCUCAACAUUUCGAAAUUAUGUCCAACUAAGCUUCUUUUUGCGUCGUACAAAGUAAAUUGCCUUCUCAUUCUUGCGGAGUAGACAUGGGGCACCUGCAGAAUCUCAUAGCAUGGGCCACUGCCCAAGGCGUGGUGAUUGACGCGAUACAGCCGAGCAAGAUUCCCGGUCGAGGCACAGGGAUUCUGGCCACGCGCAAUAUCAAGGCCGAAGAGGAAGUCCUGAAGGUGCCUCCUGGAGCGCUGCGUUGCCUGGAGUCAAUUCCAUCGAGUAUACGCGAGAGGCUGCCCUCGCACACGACCAUCCAGGCGCUGCUUGCGGCGGAUUUGGCUCUUGAUAAGAGCGCCAAUGCGGUGCCGUGGAAGGCUGUGCUGCCGAAGAUGAGUGAUUUUGAAGUAGGCAUGCCGAUGAUGUGGCCGAAAGCGCUGAAGGACCUUUUGCCUCUCGAGCCUAGAAACCUUCUCCUAAAGCGGGAGAAGACGUUCCAGGAUGAUUGGAAUGAUUUUAAUAAGGCAUUUCCGGAUGUUCCGUAUGAUGAGUACACGUAUGCAUGGCUGGUUGUCAACACUCGGACGUUUUACAACGAAUCACCCGAGACGUUGAAGUAUCCCUGGGAAGAUAGGCUGGCAUUGAUCCCUGUGGCCGACUUGUUUAACCAUGCAGACGCUGGAUGUAAGGUGUAUUACUCACCAGAGGGAUACCAUAUUAUUGCGGAUAGAGACUACGAGAAGGGCGAGGAGUUGUUUAUUUCGUACAGUACUCACUCUAACGAUUACAACUUGCUCGAGUAUGGUUUCAUCCCUGAUGAGAAUCCAUCAGACGAUGUCUACAUUGACGAUGUGAUAUUUCCCAAGCUGGGCGAAAGCCAAAAGGCGGAACUCGAAAAGCGAGAUUUGCUUGGAGAGUAUCCUUUGGGGGAAGCUACCGAGGAAUUUCACCGUACGCAGGCGGUGUUGAGGUUGCUUUCAGGUACAGUCAAGGAGUUUGAUCGAUUUCUUAACGGUGAAGAACACGGACAAGUUGUUCAAAAUCGAGUCGAUACAUAUCUCCUGAAGGUGCUUGAUGAAUUUUUGAGCGACGUUGUUACAAAGCGGUUACAAGAAGUUGAUGCUCUGAAAGUUGGUCUGGAAGAACAAAGAGCGCUUCUGGCUAAGCGAUGGACACAGAUUGAGGAGAUAAUAAAUCGGAAGAUUGGAAGUUACCGCGAGAGACAGAUGGAUACUUUGGAGUAGACGGGUUGAUUUCUAGCACAAGGAGUUGGUUUAAAUUUUGGGAGAUAGAUAUAUACAGCGCAUGGCAACAUGGAGGCGUGGGAUCAUACAACUGAGUUAUAGAAUGG